This is a messenger RNA of Heterocephalus glaber (naked mole-rat), 1584 nucleotides long. The record is from RefSeq and is a predicted model, not a curated record. NCBI's taxonomy places the organism in Eukaryota, Metazoa, Chordata, Mammalia, Rodentia, Bathyergidae.
AUUCCUGGCCCGAUCGAGUAACCGCGGGCUGGGGCUCCGGCGCCCGCUCCGCCUUAUAAACGCCCGGCCACCGGCGUCCCGCAGCGCACGUGCGGGACCCGGGCCCCUCCGCCUUGCCCAGGAGUUCUUUCCGCCUGGGGUCCGUCCCAUCCCACCCCGGGGGUCACUGCAGCCUCGACGGCCCCUUGCUCAGCACCCCUGAGCUCUCGGUCUGCAGAGCGCGAUGGUCACGGCCCUGAAUGUCUCGCGUGACAUGGGGCAGCUGUUCCGGCCCUACGACUUCGAGACGACCCGGGACUUGAGGCCCUUUCUGGAGGAGUACUGGUGUGGGCCGGAGUCCUGCCACCCGCCCCCAAACACAUUGCAGCAGUAAUCACAGAAGUCUGGCUACGCUCCUGCCCUGAACUCUGUUCACCGUAGUACUGCCAGGAGGGGUGUUAUUUGUCCCUUCCAAAGGAAGCCAAAGUGUCACACCAGUAGGAAGUGGCAGGGCUGGAAGUGCAAGCAAGAGCAUUCCCACGGACAGAUGAGCAGGCAUUCCCCUGCCGUGCCCACCCGCGAGCCCAGGCCCUCUGCACUCUGCCUGCCAGGGCAACUGCAUUCCCCAUAGCGCUGGUCUAUCUGCUGCUCAUCAUUGUGGGGCAGAGCUCCAUGAAGGCGAGGAAAGGCUUCAACCUGCAGGGUCCCCUGAUCCUCUGGUCCUUCUCCCUUGCGCUCUUCAGUAUCCUGGGAACAGUGAGAACAUGGGGCUACAUGGGGGCCCUGAUGCACAGAGGGGGCCUGAAACACACGGUGUGCUUCACUGACUCCACCGAGCAUCCCAUAAUCAAAUUCUGGUCCUGCCUCUUUCUUCUCAGCAAGGUCAUCGAACUCGGAGACACAGCCUUCAUCAUCCUGCGGAAGCGGCCACUCAUCUUUGUGCACUGGUACCACCACAGCACGGUGCUGGUGUUCACAAGCUUCGGGUACAAGAACAAAGUGCCUUCGGGGGGUUGGUUCAUGACCAUGAACUUCGGGGUGCACUCGAUCAUGUACACCUACUACACACUGAAGGCCGCCAGGGUGAAGCACCCCAGGCUGCUCCCCAUGCUCAUCACCAGCCUGCAGAUCCUGCAGAUGGUUAUGGGGACCGUCGUGGGCAUCCUGACUUACAUCUGGAGACAGGAGCAAGGGUGCCGCACCACGGCGGAACAGUUCUUCUGGUCCUUUGUCUUGUAUUCCACCUAUUUCAUCCUCUUUGCCCAUUUCUUCCGACAAACCUACAUCUGGCCCCAGGUCAAAACCAAGACCAAAAGCCACUGAGGGGCUGGAGAGGAAGAAGAGCCUUGAGCUCUCUCUCUUCCCCGGACCCCAGCGGACUGGACUCACAUUUGGGGAAUGAUCGGGGUGCCUUCCCUGCAUGGCUUCCCAGUGCUUCAUGUGCUCCACGGUGGCAGAAGUUAUGGCGGAUAAGUAUCCCCUGGGAUGAGGGUGUGGCCUGGUACUCUGAUAUUUCUGUCUUUAAUGUGAAGCCAAGCAGGCCCUGGAGAAGAGGCGGGGCUGAGGAGGGUCCGAACAGGUGAUUUAUUUAUAUUUCUAUCCAGA